UAUAAGACCGCUGCCGGCUGUAGCCACUUCUCCUCGCCUCGCCGCUCUCUUCGCCGUCCGGUGGUCGUGCUCCCGCCCUCGCCCCCAGCUGCCGCAGCCCCGCGCCCCCGGCCUGCUCUGGUUCAGUCUCUCUCUGUCUGUGUCCUCUAGUCCCAGCGCUGAGCUGCGCUUUCCCUGCCGGUCGCCCCCGCAGCCUAUGGCCCUGGAAGGCGCCGCUGCCGCCGCCUGUAUUUCUGCUGUAGGUUCCCACAUUCCUCUUUAAAAAUUCCGCCUAAAAAGAGAAGACGAUUUACCAAAUCUUUCGGGCCGUUAUCUCACGGCAAAAUCUCUGAUCAAGUUUACAACUAUCCAGAGGGCUUAGGAGAAGUGCUUUAUAGAGAACAGUUCGACUUCAACGCUGAGCCACCUUGGGAACCUAGCUGAUGAUAGUAGGGUUCCAUCUCCUAACUUGUCCAUUUCUUCAUCUGGGAAAUCAUUGUGUUAAACCCUAAAGAGCCUGAGGAUGUAACAGUUUACUUCAAAGAAAGCAAUCGCAUGCCUACGUAGGAGUCUCAUACCACUUGACAGCUUUUGUUUGCCCUGAAAUAUAUGACCUGGAGCAUUGUGCAGUCUUAACAUUUCAGUUUGUUGCAUAAUUUAAGGACCCGGAUAUAAGGCUUGGAAGCCCAUCCCUUGUGUUUCUUGGUUUAUGACUGUCGGCUUUGUGGAAUACGGCUGAGAUGAAAGGAUUUCUUGAGGAUGCAAAUUACUCCAUUGGUCUGUUGGAUGAAGGAGCAACUCUUGCAGAUGUUAUUGACAACUGUAUUUAUGAACAUACUCAUACUGGAAAAAGAGCAUUUUAUGUUGGUGAUCUUGGAAAGCUUAUAAAGAAAAACAUACAAUGGCAGAACGUGAUGGCACCGAUCAAACCAUUUUAUCCUGUACGAUGCAAUUCUACUCCAGGUGUACUCGAAAUUUUGGGAACUCUUGGUGUUGGAUUUGCUUGUUCCAAUAAAUCUGAAAUGGCAUUGGUACAAGAUCUGGGCAUUUCUCCUGAAAAUAUUAUAUAUACUAAUCCUUGCAAGCAAGCUUCUCAGAUAAAAUAUGCAGCGAAAGCUGGGAUAAACGUCAUGACUUGUGACAAUGACACUGAGCUGAAGAAGAUUGCACGUAACCAUCCAAAUGCCAAGCUCUUACUGCACAUUGCCACAGAAGACAUUACUGCCGAUGAGGAGAUGAACAUGAAGUUUGGCACCACCCUGAAGAACUGUAGGCACCUCAUGGAAUGUGCUAAGGAGUUGGGAGUCCAAAUAGUUGGUGUCAAAUUUCACGUUUCAGGCUCUUGCAAGGAACUGCAAACGUACAUUCAUGCUGUAUCUGAUGCUCGGUGUGUGUUUGACAUGGCUGAAGAAUUUGGCUUUAAGAUGGACAUGUUGGAUAUUGGUGGGGGCUUCACAGGCUCAGAACUUCAGCUGGAAGAGGUUAAUCACGUCAUCAGGCCAUUGCUCGAUGCCUACUUUCCUAAGGAAUCUGGUGUUAACAUGAUUGCAGAGCCUGGGUGUUACUAUGUUUCAUCUGCAUUUACACUAGCGGUUAACAUCAUUGCAAAGAAGACUGUUGAGUAUGAUAAACUUCUUCCUUCUGGAGUGGAGCAAACCAGGAAUGAUGAUGAACCAGUAUUUACGUAUUACAUAAAUGAUGGUGUCUAUGGUUCUUUUGCGAGUAAAUUGUCUGAGAAACUGAAUACCAGCCCAGAGGUUCACAAGAAAUACAAGGAAGAUGAGCCUCUGUUUGCAAGCAGCCUUUGGGGUCCAUCCUGUGAUGAGCUUGAUCAAAUUGUGGAAAACUGUCUUCUUCCUGAGCUGAGUGUUGGAGAUUGGCUGAUCUUUGACAACAUGGGUGCUGGUACCUUAGGUGAACAGUCUACCUUUAAUGACUGUCAGAGGCCACUGAUUUACUACAUGAUGUCUUUCAGCGACUGGGAUGAGAUGCACGAUGCUGGAAUUGCUUCAGACACAUUGAUGAAGAACUUCUUCUUUGUGCCUUCCUGCAUUCCGCUGAGCCCAGAAGACCGCUUUUCCACUGCAGCUUAAACAGGCAGUAACGCUUCAUUUAGACCUGCAGUUGCAAGUCUGUAGUUUGUCUGGUCAACAUUCCAGUGUGGGAGAAAUGGAACAAUCUUGAAUUCAGUUUGUUCUCUUCAAAACUUGAAAAAAAAACCAGAAAUAGCAAAUGGGGACCAGGCAAAACAAGCUACAGCUACAAUUCAUUGGGGGUGGGAGGGUUAGGUAAUGGUGUCCAAAUUCAAAAUCAAGUUCAUUCAACCCCUGAGCGUUUAAAUAUGCAACAAAAUGGAUGACUUAGUUGAGAUGGAAACCCAUCACUUGGGUUCUUCAACAGUUUACAUACAAGUACACAGUUUUUAUACUAAGGAUUCCUGUUAGAAAAGUCUUGUAAAGUUAUUGUCUUUCGCCCAGAUAUAUCAAAUGUCAGUGGGAGACCAGUGUGACUUCAUUAGAUGUUUAGUGUAUUUAGAAUGUGUAAAUUUGUGCUUUGAACUGUAGUUUAAUAAAUGUAAAAUUGCAUCAUAGUAUUUGUUGUAUUUGACCCUCGAUGGAUCCCUUGUAUGAUUGCAAUAAAACUGUGUAGAUUUUGCUGUUCUCCAGGCUAACUUUGGGAGGACCUAGGCAGAAGAGGUAGCUAUACAAUAGAUGUGCACAUGAUUGGUUUGAGAGGCCUUUUUUCUAACCCAUUACUUCAGAUUUGUAUUAAGCCAGAAAAAAAUGGAAGAUUGAUAAAACUAUAUGAAGUGAGAGUCACAGAAGUUCCUGGAAGGCUAAAAGGCAAAAUUUGUGGUGUGGGUUUUUUUUGUGACCUUGGAUUCGGUUCUAGCAGCAAAGCUGCAGUAGCAGGGAUGUGCAGGUAGGAGGUGGUCCUUAGCUGGCACACGUGGUACUCCAGGCUGCACUUGUUGCAGCCUUUAGCAAUUUUUUGGCUCAAUGGUGUUUAUUGAAGAGUCUGACUUUGUGCUUCAGUUGGUUCUGUGUAGUGCUGACCCCUUAGAGGAGAGCUAUGCUGGUCUUCAGAACACGUGAUGCCCUCUUGCACUGGGCUGGCCUUUACUGGUGGGUAUAUUUAAUCGAAGCAUACUCUGGAAGCACCUGUGGCUAUUGUGUCAAAUACCUGGGACUGCUGAAACUGCUCCAAGGAUUUCUGUAUGGUGUUACUCAAGUCUCUUGAUUUCUUCAGCAUCCUUCUCUUACUUUCCCAUUUGAACUUCCCCUACUUGAAAACUGGGGUGUGGGGAGGAGGAGGAGGGAUAUCAGGGCUUUGAAAUGGUGCAGUAAGUUUUGGAUGCUGCAGUCAAAGGCAGGGCUCUUGAAUCCUUUAGUUGGAGGUGAAGGCCUACCUUUUGUGUGUUUUACAGGAGUGCCAGCUAGUAGAAAGUCUUAAGUUUUGUCUCCAAAGCAAAGACUUCAUAAAACCUGAGGAACCUUUACUUGAAAAUAAAAAGUCUCAGUUUCGACUCAGCUUCUCAGAAGAGUUUUAACAGGCUGGCCAUAUGAGGUACAAAAUGUUUUGAAAGCUGCAGCCUGAAAUAUUUAGGACUAGAUUUAAAUGUGGAAGUAGGGAAAUAGCCGAGAGGUGGUUUGGCUUAUAUUUUAAACCCAAAGUUAGUGGCCAUCCCCAGUGAUAUGUGUUUCAGUCUGCCUGCUGAGGUCUUUCUCUAGACAAAAAAAGACUGCUGCAUGGGGUUUUUUUGCCAAACAGAAAUGGCAGUUGCUUGAGCUGAGAUAACAGGAUUCUGUUACACAAUCUUCAGGAGACUCAUGUUAGCGUUACCAGUUGGGAAAAAAAACUCCUCUAAAUGUUACAGUGGACAGAGCAGAAAUAUUCAUUGUACUGGAAGACAGUUUGCUGUUAGAAACAGCCUGGAGCUUGAACACAGUAUGCAUUUCAGUUUUAUUUGCUAUUUACUAUUUAUAUUGCAGUGGCAAUUCAGAGUUUUCCUUGACAUACAAAAGCUGUGUGGCUUCUGUCUAGUGCUUGGGACCGGGCAGGCCCCCAGCCCCUGUGGUUGCUAGGGUGAGCUUGCCCCACUUUCCCUGCCACCCACACCCAGGGUUGCCUCUGUGUACUCUCCAUGUUCCCUCUGUGCUGCAGUUCCCAGUCCUGCCUGUGGACACAUUCCCCCCACUCUGGCCUGCAGUGGAUCCUCUGCAUGCCCCUUCCCAAGGAUGAGCCAGGGCCUGAUUUUUGGGGGGAUGGGGGGAGAGGCAGGUGUCUCAGCAGCUGCACAACUGCCUCACAUUGGCUUGAAAUAAAAGUUGAGGCCCUGGAUCCACCAUUGGAUGUGUUGCCCCUUCUUCUAUGCUCUUCAUUGUUGCUUUUGGGGUAGGGGGGAGUACUUGAUGUGUUUCAUAGUAACCUUAUACAGGUUUAAACACUGCUUUUAAAAAAAUAUGAUCCAAAGCUGAAAAUAAACAGAUGCUUUGAAA
This is a messenger RNA of Colius striatus (speckled mousebird), 4478 nucleotides long. RefSeq names its product antizyme inhibitor 1 (gene AZIN1). The transcript has 13 exons. Gene Ontology annotation, biological process: negative regulation of protein catabolic process; positive regulation of polyamine transmembrane transport. The coding region runs from base 720 to 2072 and encodes 450 amino acids. Gene Ontology annotation, cellular component: cytoplasm. The record is from RefSeq and is a predicted model, not a curated record. Gene Ontology annotation, molecular function: ornithine decarboxylase activity; ornithine decarboxylase activator activity. Lineage: Eukaryota; Metazoa; Chordata; Aves; Coliiformes; Coliidae.